Messenger RNA from Orcinus orca (killer whale), 2338 nucleotides. RefSeq names its product proline-rich protein 23C-like. The record is from RefSeq and is a predicted model, not a curated record. The transcript has a single exon. The coding region runs from base 1580 to 2338 and encodes 252 amino acids. NCBI's taxonomy places the organism in Eukaryota, Metazoa, Chordata, Mammalia, Artiodactyla, Delphinidae.
GUUUAAAUUUUGAAAAGCGAAGAUUUAAAUAUUCGGAAGAUAUAAAAAUUAUCUUGGAAUAGGGAGUAUUUCUUAAACAAUACACAAAAAUUACAAAGCAUAGAGAACAACACUAAUACAUCUGAAACUAUAUUAAAGUUAAGAAAUUCUGUUUAUCAAAAGGCACUAUAAAGAAUGUGAAUACAAACAAGCCACAAAAUGGGAAAAGAUAAUUUCAACACACAUAAAUAUAAAAGAAGUUCCAAAAUUCAGUAACAUCCAAAAAUGGGCAAAAGACAUAAACACAUACUACACAGAUGUUACACAAGUGGCCAAUACAUAUGAAAACAUGAUCAACCUUAUAAGUAAUCAGAGAAAUACAGUAUAAAUAAAUGAUGAAAUACCAUCAGAUUGGAAAAUGCUUAGAAAUCUAACCAUACUAAGUGUUGGCAAGGAUGUGGUGGAAAGGGAACACUUACCCACUGCUCACAGAAAUAUAAAUUAGGACAACUAUUUAAGAAAGCAGUCUGGCUUUAUCUCUCCUAUUGUUCCGGUGCCACACACUACCACCCAGCAAUUCCACAUCUAGGUUUUUUGCCAUAAGCGUAUAGGUAAAAUGUCAAAGAUCUCUGUUUUAAAGUUAAACAUGUGUGUAUUUAAUUCCCAAGUCCAACACAACCCUGGUGUUUAAUUUUGUAAAAUUUCCUUCUCUCCUCUGACCUUCACUAAUGAGAAGUGAAUAAACUAACUUUUUAAACACUCAUUAUAACACGUCAGACAGCAAGUUUAAAGACAAAGGCUAACUUCAUGAUAAAAUUUCCGUACUGUUAUUAAUAAUUACCACAUACUGGUCUCCAGAAACAACAACAAAAACUGCAAUCAGUCCAUUUCACUUGAAUAUUUUCAAGUUUUUUUACCGAAGAAAAAUUGCAUUUCUAAUUUGUCUCCUGGGUGAAAAGAAUUUCAAGAACCACGUGGGUAGGGUUGGGAAGGAGUGACUGGUGAUGGGAUAAAGGCUUUUCAUAGCCUCAUGGAAAAUCUUAGAAGACAUUAGACAUAAGCUACUUCUAAAAGUAAGCAAGCAGUUGAUGAGAUUGUAUUUUGGAUAUUUUCCCAAGAAUAAAAGUAAUAAAGACCACUGGGCCGCAUACGGGCACCCAAGGAGUAUUAUGCUACACUUUCGUUUAAAAAAAAACAAAACGCUCCCGCUACUGCAUUGCACUAACGCUGAUCCAAUCCUCUCUCUGGCAGAAGGCGGGGCUUACACUGAGACUUCCCGGCAGCCGCAGGUCACAUGACAUCCCAUGUUGUUAAUCAUCCAGCGAGCAUAGGGGUCAGCGUGAAGAGCUGAAGAUUCCAACGCCCGAGGCCCAACCCAGCUGCAGACGCAGCUCCGCUAGAAACCUGGACUGCGGUACUCUCGGGAGGUGACCCCAGAGCUCCGAGGACUCGACCCGCAUCGCGCUGUCCUGCGCCCCAUUCGGCCCGUCCCGGCUUGCCUCACCUGUCAUCGUGACUCGUCACAGCGUGCAGGACCGAGCGCCUCCUCGCCCUCUGCCAGGCUCUGGGACCGCCGCCCGCAGGUCCGUCGGUCAAGGUGAUGGGCAGCCGGCCCCGCAGCCCCAUCGCCUACCUUGCGGACUGGUGGGGGCCGCAGCCCGGAGGACCUGGCCCUGGUAAGCGCCAUCGAAUGGAGGAACCCGAAGCUGAGGCGGUGCCCAGCAUGGACAACGUGCCUGAGCCCCUGGCCAAGGGCGCGCUAACCUCCAUGGUGGUCCUGCCCGCCGGCUGUGGCCUGCACCUGCCCCUGGACGACGUCGACCUGCUGCUGGAGCCCGAGCCCACGUCCGUGCUGCAAGUGUCUCUCGGAGAUCACAUCCUCAUGCUGGUCCCCGAGGCCCUCCUGGGCUCGGGUGUGGAAGGCCCGUGGGGACAGGGCCUGGGACGGGGCGCUUUCCUGAGCGCUCCAGGGGAGUACAUGGCCCUGGAGCCGGGAUUCUUGUGCGCAGCUGUCCCAGAGAUCGCCUGCCAAGAAGAGGCCAACAAGGAGGACGCGGACGCCGAGUUCCUGCCGCCUGGGAUGGAUGCUGAAGCCGGCUACGUCACAGGGCUCCGCAGCCCCGCGGCAAGGGUGUCAGGCCCCAGCGCGCAGGGCUUUGUCCCAGAGCCCUGGCCUCGGGCGCCCAACCCCAGUCCAGAGAGAGGCUCUCCUCACCAUGACGACAACCUGUACUUGCACCUUCCGGAGCCCUUCCCCGACCCACCACUCCAACCUCUACCUCCCUCUCCUUGUCCGGGUCCUCACGAGCGCCCCCAACGCCCUCUCAUGGUCCUCUGCUCAAGGGCGGAAAAUGCCUGA